Messenger RNA from Pollicipes pollicipes, 1084 nucleotides. RefSeq lists its product as uncharacterized. The record is from RefSeq and is a predicted model, not a curated record. The coding region runs from base 113 to 1084 and encodes 323 amino acids. NCBI's taxonomy places the organism in Eukaryota, Metazoa, Arthropoda, Thecostraca, Pollicipedomorpha, Pollicipedidae. The transcript has 7 exons.
GAACGGUGGCGUGCUGCCUUGGGCGGGUUGGUGUUAGACUGUUUUUAGUUGUUCAGGUGAACUGGGAUUCGGAUUGGUUUUAAAGAACACGUAUUUUUAAAUCUCUGGAGCGAUGCCUCAUGUUUUUAGCCCUCAAAGCCUAGAAGACUUGUGUUUCAAAAACAUUGGACACAACAUGGACGAUUUGUGGUGCAAAGACUACAAUGAGAAUUUCCAUGGCAAGGGGGAAUGCUUAUAUCUACUUGGCCCAUUUUCUAACCUCCCCGGCCUCCUCCUGAGCAAGCUGAUCCGGUACCUGAAGAUGCAUGGCCUGCUGAAGAUUGGGCAUCUUCAGCUGCUGCUGGACUUCAGCCUGGUGGACCUGGACCUGUCCCAUGUGAGCAAGAACAUGGGCACUGUCAUGAACACAAUCGUCAAUAGGUGUGUGCACCUGCGCCAUCUGGACCUGUCCGGCAACGUGAAGCUGCCGCUUCAGGGCCAGAUCGCGCUCUUCUCCACGGCCCGCCAGCUGGAGAGCAUCAACCUGGCCAGCACCAACACCUCGGACCGCGUCAUGUCCGUGAUCGGCGCCUACUGCCUCCAGCUCAGGGAGCUGAACGUGGCGCAGUCGGGCGUGACGGACCUGGGCCUCACCUCCCUGAGCACGGCCGCCCUCUCCGAGUCCAGCGGCGCCGGCGCCUCCAUCGUCUCCCUCAACGUGGACGGCUGCAGCGUCUCGGCACAGUCGGCCUACGCCGUCCUCAACACCAUGCCCAACAUCACCAGUCUGCAUCACCCGGAGACGGUGGUGGGCGUCGAGCAGCUGCUGCUGCGCCGGCCGGAGCGAGCGCCGCUGGCCCUCACCGAGCUGCACGGCUCGUCGGCCCUGUCGCACGUCUGCCUGCAGCACUGCGCAGCGCUGACAGACGCGCUGCUGGAGCGGACGCUGGACGCCGGCGGCCUGAGCCGGCUGCGCAGGCUCAGCCUGGAGAGCUGUGACGAGUUCAGUCUGGACUCGGCGCUCCGGCUGGUGGUGCAGUGCACGCUGCUGGAGGAGCUCGGGGACCCGAUGCUGCUCAACUGGCGCACAGGCUCCAAUUUCUGA